Cutaneotrichosporon cavernicola is the source of this 1176-nucleotide messenger RNA. RefSeq lists its product as uncharacterized. Bases 1 to 1176 code for a protein of 391 amino acids. Gene Ontology annotation, cellular component: peroxisomal membrane. The transcript is spliced from 5 exons. The record is from RefSeq and is a predicted model, not a curated record. NCBI's taxonomy places the organism in Eukaryota, Fungi, Basidiomycota, Tremellomycetes, Trichosporonales, Trichosporonaceae. Gene Ontology annotation, biological process: peroxisome fission.
AUGAACGAACCUUCGUGGAGCCACCAGCUCGUCCCUCGCCGCAACCCGCACGCACACCUCGUGCACCCUUCGCCUGUGCGCGCGCACUCUUUCCCCUUUGCUACCUUCUCCGGCGCAGGCCUGUACGCCUCGUCACACCCCUCGGCACUCGCCCUCCAAGCCUGGUCGCUGUCCAGCUCGACCACCGGCAACAACUCACCCUACACUUCACCCUCCACCACCAUCCGAACAUCCCAUUCAAACUCGUACUCAUACACGCACUCGACUGCCCACCCUCAUUCCCACUCGCUCUCGGCCUCGAGCCUCCACCACCUUCCCUCCCCUCCCCUAUCGGCCUCCGCCAUGCCUGAUCCAUGGACUGCCGAGCGCGUCUCGGACCCCGAGGACGACAUGCACCCCUGGGGUCUGAACGGGUCCGCCGCCGGCCUGCCCCCCGUCGGUAUCCCUCCCAAGGCCCAACAUCACCCACAACUAGUACCGCACUCGCCCAAGAUGCCCAACGGGCGUGCAUACUCGCCUGCAUCCAAAAAGCCCAUCCCGCUUGAGGUCUGGGCCUCGGUCAUGGAUCUCUGUAAAGGCCGCGACAAGGUCCUGAAAACGGUCCAGUACACCCUCCGAACGUACCUCUACAUCCUGGGCCUCAUUGCGGGCGUGCGUCCGCUGUCCAAGUUCUUCACAGCAAACCAAAAACGCAUGAAGCUCGCUACCGCAGGGUUGAGUUUGACGCGCAAGUGUUUGUUGCUCCUCAACCCGCUGCGACCCAUGAUCGCGCUCGUCUCACCAGAGCCAACAAGUGCACGAGCGUUCCUUGGACAUCUCAUCGACCUUGUUGGCGCCUUGUCAGACGAUGUGUUCUGUCUCUCCAAGCUCGGCUUGGUGUCCAAGCGCAAAGGCGCCGUUGCCGACCGCUGGGCCAACCGAGUAUGGUUCUACUCGACCGUCACGGGGCUCUGCAGCCUGUGGGCAAAGCAGGGCACGCGCCGUACGGAGAGUGAGAAGAGGGCCGACGACCUCCAGCGCCAGAAGUAUCUGUGCGAUCUGGUGUUUGUGUCAUAUGACAUCUUUAACGUAUCGUGGAUGAAGGAGCCAGUGCAGUGCUGUGUGGGCCUCAUUGCAGCCAUCAUCUCCACGAGCCAGCUGUAUAACAAGCAGUACGUCGCGCUAGUCAAGCGGUGA